AUGUCGGCUCUUAUCCCCACCAAGCGUGUUGACCUCCUCGCGCCUUAUAUGGCGCUCGACCAGGGCUCUUCUGUCCAGGCCGAGUACAUCUGGAUCGACGGUGACAAUGGUCUUCGUUCCAAGACUAUGACCCUCGACAAGUCGCCCGCCUCCAUUGCCGAGCUCCGCGAGUGGAACUUUGACGGCUCGUCUACCAACCAGGCCCCCGGUGACAACUCGGAUGUCUUCCUCCGCCCCGUCGCCAUCUUCAAGGACCCCUUCCGUGGCGGUGCCAACAUUCUCGUCCUCUGCGAGUGCUAUGACAACGACGGCACCCCCAACAAGUCCAACUUCCGUGCUCACUGCAAGAAGGUCAUGGACGCCGCAAAGGCCGAGGAGCCCUGGUUCGGUCUCGAGCAGGAGUACACCCUCUUUGACGCCGAUGGGCAGGUCUUUGGCUGGCCCAAGAACGGUUUCCCCGGUCCCCAGGGCCCCUACUACUGCGGUGUCGGCGCUGGCAAGGUCUUUGCCCGUGACUUUAUCGAGGCUCACUACCGUGCCUGCCUCUACGCCGGUGUCAAGAUUUCGGGUAUCAACGCCGAGGUCAUGCCUUCCCAGUGGGAGUUCCAGGUCGGCCCUUGUGAGGGUAUCGAGCUCGGAGAUCACCUCUGGAUGGCCCGUUUCCUCCUUCUCCGUAUCGGUGAGGAGUGGGGCAUCAAGCCCUCGUUCCACCCCAAGCCCCUCAAGGGCGACUGGAACGGUGCUGGUUGCCACUCGAACUACUCGACCAAGGCCAUGCGCACGCCCGGCAAGGGUAUGGCCGCGAUCGAGGCUGCUAUCCAGAAGCUCGAGGCCCGCCACCUCGACCACAUGGCCGUCUACGGCGAGGACAACGACCAGCGUCUGACCGGCCUUCACGAGACCGCCGCCAUGCACACCUUCUCGGCCGGCGUUGCCAACCGUGGUGCCUCUAUCCGUAUCCCCCGUCACGUCGGUGCCGCCGGCCACGGAUAUCUUGAGGACCGCCGCCCGGCCUCGAACAUUGAUCCUUACCGCGUCACCAGCAUUAUGGUUGAGACUACUAUUCUCAACGCGUAA
Molecule: messenger RNA, 1077 nt
Organism: Cutaneotrichosporon oleaginosum
Lineage: Eukaryota; Fungi; Basidiomycota; Tremellomycetes; Trichosporonales; Trichosporonaceae
Cellular component (GO): cytoplasm
Molecular function (GO): glutamine synthetase activity
Source: RefSeq, a predicted model, not a curated record